This is a messenger RNA of Misgurnus anguillicaudatus (oriental weatherfish), 1285 nucleotides long. RefSeq lists its product as uncharacterized. Gene Ontology annotation, biological process: response to bacterium. The record is from RefSeq and is a predicted model, not a curated record. NCBI's taxonomy places the organism in Eukaryota, Metazoa, Chordata, Actinopteri, Cypriniformes, Cobitidae.
UAUCAAGAAGCAGACAAGCAGACAGACUACAGGUGAAGAUGUGGGUUUCAUUUAUAAUCUGGGUUUUUGUCAUCCUUCCAAAUAAUAUUUACACAAGUGAGUCUGAGGAUAUCAGGCAACCAGAUCCACUUAUGACCGUCUCUGCUGGUGAUAGUGUCACUUUGCGUUGCUUAAUUUCGGAAGAUCUCCGUGAUCAUAUUGUUUGGUACAAGCAAAGAUCAGGACAACGACCUUAUAUUGUUGCAAUGAUGCAGAAAUACAUGACAGAUUCAGUGUUUUAUAAUGAAUUUAAUUCCCAGCGUUUUUCUAUUGAGAAAGACACAGGAGUGUGUAACUUAAAGAUUUCACAUGUUACCUCAUCUGAUGAAGCAAUGUAUUACUGUGGAAUAAAAUCAUUUCAAGUUGUUUUUGCUGGAGGGACAUAUUUGGCUUUAAAAGGGUCCCAAAACAACCAGCUACAGUUAAAUGUGUCUGUCAUUCAGCAUCCUGGAUCAGCGACUGUUUACCGUGGAGAAACGGUGACCCUGUUGUGCUCUGUGCUGUCUGAACUCACAACAGCAGAAAUGAAGAUGUUCUGGUUCAGAUCGGAUUCAGAAAAAUCUGCUCCACAAAUCAUUUACACUCGUGAUCAAAGUGAUCAAUGUGAGAUUAAUUCUGCUACACAGAACUGUACACACAAUCUGUCCAAAAACAUUUUCCGUCAAACAGACACUGGCAUUUAUUACUGUGCUCUGAUCACCUGUGGGAAAAUUUUCUUUGGUAAUGGGACAAAAAUAAAUAUGGAAAAGCCUGUGGUGAACUCCAUAGUGAUUAUAUUGGGAGUAUUGUUGGGAGUUUGUGUGGUUGUGAUUAUUGUCCAAGCCGUCUCAAACUAUAAUAAAGAAAAAUAUUACCACAAGAGAGAAAUUGUUCAAGAUUUUGAAAAUGAGCAUCCUUCCAGUCAGAGCUGUGAAGUGGUGAAUUUGCAUUAUGCUGCUCCACAUUUUAAGGAGAGAAUAAGCAGAAGGACAAGAAAUAAAGAUCUUCAGGAAAGUGUUUACAGCCAUUUGAACGAUCUCAGUGUAACUGACCACAGCGUAAUUGAAUACACAUCGGCUUCAUAGUGAUUCAAACAUCAUGUCUAGCUUAACAUGAUUAGUAUCAAAUUUUGAAAGGCUUGGAAACAGUUAAUGCAGACAAUAUAUGAGAUCUUGUGCUUGGGAUCAUAUUAAAAGUAAAAUUAUUAUUUUUUAUUUAUUUUAACGUGUUUGCUAAAACAAGGUGUAUGUCAAGAUCCCUAAUAAAA